CAGCGGGCAAAAUUUUUUUUAUAAAAAUGUGUAUCGACUCUUUUUUGCUUAUAUGAACGCGACUGUCUUGAGAAAGGCAUAUGCCUUUUAUAUCUACUAAACACCUUCAAAAGCAGAGAAUCUACAGCUAUUUCUGUUAAGAUAUUUCUCGUUUUCUGUUUGUAUGCCCUCUGAUUAUGCCAAAUAUUUGCUUUUUGUUAUUACAACUUGCAUGUUAAAAAAUAAGUAUCAUUACCAAAGAUUAUUGAAUCAAAAUUCUUAUUUUGUUUAAUUUAAAACAAAUUGUAUUCGUGUCUGGCGUGUUUUCGAAGAGGUGCUAAGAGUAGCACAAUAAUAUAGCUCAAAUAAUGGAACAGGAAAUAUUGGAUGAAGAAUUUCGCUGCUACAUGCGUGUAGCACGUUCACUCGAAGUUACAUUGAAGCGACCCAAAGAUCUCGAGUGUUGUAAGCAACUGUUGAAAAAUUGUGAACGGCUUAAUGGCGUAGACAAUGUUAUGGUUAAAAAAAAUACAAAUGUUUUUAUGAAAUACUUGUUGAAAGUGAUUAAUUGGACAAGUGUGCAUCAGCCACUACAGCUGUAUGACAAAUGGUAUCAAGGUUCAAAAACUGAAGUUAAAUUGUGGCUUCAGGAUAACAAAUCAUAUAUGGCUGUUAAAGAAAUGCCAAACGGUGCGCUCGCUAUAUACUGUGCCGUUGCGAAUUCACCAAGUGCCGGUUGGCAAGACGGCGCAUUAAAAAUUAUGAAAGAUUCUAAAGAUCCAGAUGCAGAAGAAAUUUGAAGUUCUAUUGUUGUAUGUUUUAUUAUGUAUACAUUGUAGUGUAUGUGUAAAAAAUUUUUGUACGUGAAAUAUAUUUUUUUACAAUUUGAACUUAAAGCGAAAUGCUUA
Bactrocera latifrons is the source of this 887-nucleotide messenger RNA. RefSeq lists its product as uncharacterized. The transcript has 4 exons. Bases 348 to 779 code for a protein of 143 amino acids. NCBI's taxonomy places the organism in Eukaryota, Metazoa, Arthropoda, Insecta, Diptera, Tephritidae. The record is from RefSeq and is a predicted model, not a curated record.